AUGCGCGUCGGAUACUUUGUCUUUGCGGCGGCCGCUGCUGUCGUCGCCCACCCGGACCACACCAGACACAACUGCUGCGUGCAAUACGACGAGGGCGGACCGUGGUUCUACGACCAAGACCUUACUGGAACCGUCGACAGCGGCACCUGCCUGCAGAAGCCUGGAAUCAGCAUCGACGGAAGCGAGUUCGACUCGUACUGCCAGAUUGAGGCGUAUGACCACAUGGGCUAUAUCGUAGCCUUUUCUUGA
Molecule: messenger RNA, 249 nt
Organism: Colletotrichum siamense
Lineage: Eukaryota; Fungi; Ascomycota; Sordariomycetes; Glomerellales; Glomerellaceae
Exons: 5
Coding region: 1-249 (82 amino acids)
Source: RefSeq, a predicted model, not a curated record